AUGCGGGAAUAUAAUGGAAAGAUACCUGAUAAGGCAGUUGUGAAUAGCACCCAACAAGCACACUUGAAAGCUACUCCCUCGAUCCUAUCCCUCCAUCUUGCUGCUGCAUGGAAGGAUGGAUUCACACUAGGUGCUAAGUUGGUCAGAGGUGCCUGCCUAGUUAAUUACAUUCCAGCGUUGUGGUUUAUCUCCGAGAUCAGAAAGGGGGGACGAUCAGCUGAUGAGAGUCACGAGCACGGCACGGCACGAGCACAAGAAAACGCUAGCCUCUCGCUUAAAAGAUCGACGAUGCCGGAAUAUUCAAACCCCGAAAGAGUCAAAGAAGCUGUGAAGAUGCCGGCAAUGCUCGAUGAUCCCACGGCUCCCACCAUCUACCGCAACUCUGGCCCAUCACCCUUCCCAGAUCCUCACGAUUUGCAGUCCGCUCUCUCAGUUGGGGACCCUCGACAAGUUACAUUACGUGACCGAGUCACCGUGGCUACUAUAAUCCCGUUCUCUUCUCGCCAUCAAGUCCCCGCAACCCUCCUCGAAUAUCUGAGCGACCAACUGAACAAGGAAAUCGAGGGCGGAGAUACAUACCCCAUGGUAGACAACAUGCCGGCCGAGCAGUUCUCCAAGUACUGGUUCCAGAACUUCGGUGCUAUUAUGCUGCUGGGAAAUAUCGAGAGUGCGGAUGAGGUGGUUGAGGGCAAAGACUGGGCCAGAGAGUGCUUGGGAAGCUUCUAUAUCAAGCCCAAUUAUCCGGGCCGCAGUAGCCAUGUCUGCAAUGCCGGUUUCCUCGUGACAGAUGCUGCGCGAAACAAGGGUGUUGGACGACUUAUGGGCGAAAGCUAUCUGGAAUGGGCGCCCCGGCUUGGCUACAACUACAGUGUUUUCAACCUCGUCUACGAAACCAACGUAGCAUCCUGUCGCAUCUGGGAUGCUCUAGGAUUCAAGCGAAUCGGUCGUGUCAAGGGAGCUGGAAACUUGAAGAGUUACCCAGGCCAGUUGAUAGACGCUAUUAUCUACGGACGGGAUCUCGGACCGGAGGGCGAAGAUUUCGUGAACGAAGAGCGUUUCGACAAGAUCAAGUUCUACCUCAAAUGGGGCAAAUACCCAGCCGGAGCCGACCGUGCAGAGAAGAGCCGACUCCGCAGUGCAGCAACACACUACAAGCUCAUCGCCGAGUCCGACAAGCUAAUGCUAAAGGAUAAAGAAGUCAUCUCAGAUCCCCAACGCCAGUACGAGAUCGCCCGCAACGUCCACGUGCAGCAACACGGCGGCAUCAACAAAACGACAGCCAUCAUCGCCGAGAAAUACCACUGGGUGCGCAUUAAAGAAACCGUAAGCCUCGUCAUCAGAAACUGCACGCAGUGCAAAGAACUCGGCAAAUCCCCUAUCGUCCGCGCAGACGGUGUCAUCCGUCCCCCUACCACCAUCACGCGCAUCAACCCCCCCUCUUCCGGCGGCCAAGGCGGCGUCAGCGCCGCGGGCCGAGCUCUCAGUCUCUCGCACCAUGGCCAGCAAGCUACGAACGAAGAAGGCUUCCCCGCACAAGCCGGGCAGGGCUCCGUCUCUCCGCAAGUCCUGAACCGCACACUGCCGCAAAACCAAAGUCCACAAAGCCAAACUGCAUCACAUUCACACUCGCACCUACAAUCACACCUCCAGCUCCAGCACCAGCACCAACACACAUCCGCACCCAUAGCGCGCAUGCAAACCGACAAUGAGAACGAUUACAUGCCCCUGGACCCGCAGAUCAUGGAAGACGUACGGCACGGCCUGGGCUCGUACGAACAAGCUGGACCUGAGUUCCACGGGCAGGAUCAGGAUUCCUUCCAGGCGAUGCUGGGCCGGGGCGGGGUGGGGAAUCGAGGGGAUGGGGAUCUGGAUAUGCUGAUUGAUCAGGAGGUGGAUGGGGAGGGUGAGGAUGAGAGCGAUGACGAGGCGCAGGAGGCUGUGGGGCAGUUGCAGGCUGAGGCGGAAGAGGCGUUGAGGACGGUGGGGAGGGAGUAUGGACGUGGUUCUAGUAUUGCGAGGCUUGGUGGUGAUGGGGGGGAGUCUGGGUAG
Messenger RNA from Lachnellula hyalina, 2049 nucleotides. It is a transcript of the gene SPT10, whose product is annotated as Protein SPT10. NCBI's taxonomy places the organism in Eukaryota, Fungi, Ascomycota, Leotiomycetes, Helotiales, Lachnaceae. Bases 1 to 2049 code for a protein of 682 amino acids. The transcript is spliced from 2 exons. Gene Ontology annotation, molecular function: acyltransferase activity, transferring groups other than amino-acyl groups. The record is from RefSeq and is a predicted model, not a curated record.